This is a messenger RNA of Postia placenta MAD-698-R-SB12, 1635 nucleotides long. RefSeq lists its product as hypothetical. The annotation marks the transcript as partial. NCBI's taxonomy places the organism in Eukaryota, Fungi, Basidiomycota, Agaricomycetes, Polyporales, Adustoporiaceae. The record is from RefSeq and is a predicted model, not a curated record. The transcript is spliced from 11 exons.
GCCAAGCGUACGGUAAAGUUUUCCGCACUCGUCAAUUUAGAUCGCCAGUCAAUCACCGCCGUCGCGGCCAUUGGGCCUUCGAAACGAAAUCAGCAUGGCAUUAACGGAACAAAAUGGUCUUCUGGAAACAAGGCUACGGGGGUUAGCGCAUUCUCAUCCGUAGACGGAAAGCGUGCCGUUGUUGUCGACAUCGUCAAGGUACUUUGUGUCAGUGGCGCCAUUGAGCGUAAAUGUGUGAUCGUCUUCUGUGGUGAUGGCGGCUUCAAGGUGCCUAGAGACAAUGACUUCGUGCAUACGCCGGGCAUCAUCUUCAUCUUCACUACAGGCUACCUUCACUGCACUUCAUCGCCGAUGUACCACCUCCAACACAUUAAUGUAACGACCGAAAUCCUCUGUUUUGGCCCGUCCUCGCUGAACCAUAUUCGCCUCAAUCGGCAUGUCGCGUAUACCUUGACGUACGAGACGUACGAAACGCGCUGGCUGGCCGAUGACGCGGUCGGUAAGGGCACGUCACCGUCGUCGUCGUCGUCGCUGUCCGGUAAAUCCGCGUCCUCGUCUCCGUCGGGGCGCAAGAGAGAAGCGGACAAGAAGUGUGGAAGCAAUGUGGGGAGGUUCAGGUUGAUCGUACACCACGAUGUGAGAGGGCGGGAGGAGGACGACGGUACACUUGUCUCAGUACGACUGAGCAAGGCUGGCCAGAAAUCCCAGUACCGUUCCGACUUUGGGGUAGUGGGGCUGCUACUGGUCAACCAAUCCGAUCUCCAAGGAGAAUUCACGGCCCAUGUUGCGAACUUGGAAGUGGAUCCAGGGAUGCUUCAUGCCGAGAUGUCCACUAGGACCGUUGGCAUCGCGAAAUGGAGGGCAGCGGAUGAAAGUUGUGCGAAGAGUAGGGGAUUGGAUAUGCAGAACGACCCUCCGCCUCCGCCUGUGGAAACGGAGGAGACCCCAACAUUGUCUGACGUCGCAGCCAGCCCUGACUCACCUGUCCCUCCUAUUGACGCCGUGAAUGUGCAAGACUGGCUUCAGGCGGUCGACUGCAGCGAGGAUCAAGAUGGCGCGCUAUGUCCGCACGAGGAUGCUGUCUCUGAGCACUUUGACGCCGCAAUCACUACAGAAGAUGAUCGUAUACCUACGCUCAAUAGCGACACUGACACAGAGUACCCCGACAGUGUCGACAGCGAUUCCGACGCUGAAUUUCUCGUGCUUAAUCCUGACAGCGAUGCCGACACUGAUGCCAUCGUUGAGGCCGUCCUUGGUCCAUUCCGUGCUAAAGUUGAUGAUAUCGAUGUCGUGCCCCUUGUCAGCUACUCGUUCGAUUUGGCCGAAGGAGGAGAAUGCGCUGAUCCCCGUGGGUUUAUUGAGGAAGCAGAGGCAAUGGCUGAGCUCAUCCGGAAAGCACGCGAUGGUACGCUGGGUGACCCCCGGGCGGCAACACCGGACGGCAUAUUGCCGUUGGCUCAAGAUUUGCCCGAUGGCCCUUCUACGGAGCCUACCAACCCGAACUCCGACAGAGUUACCAUCAACCAUCUCUCGGACAUUCAAGAGACAGAGGUGGGGCGCUCAGUUGAUACGCCGCUCGAGGCCUCAUCAGAGGCUCAGAGCAAGACUGCCUUACUGGAGGCGCAGUCAUUCUGA